AGAAGGGGGAACGUGGAAGUCUCUUGUUUUCCCAGGGUUUCCACCUUCCUCCAAGCCUCAAACUGGGCUGGCUGAGUAUUUUACCAACUGCAGCUUCAGGUCUCUUGAUUCCACGGACUCCAUGAAGUGAUGGAGCCUAACGGAUCAGUUGUUGUGGAGGGGGCGAAGGAGAAUGGUGCUGACAGCGAUGGCAGUCUGGAGCCUGAGGAACACGGCCCUAGUGCAGUAGAUGUCAAUCCACUUCCUGUUCUGUUGUCUGCUGCUGAAUGUGAUGCUUGUGCCCGCUGUCUUCAGUAUCACCUCAAAAGAGAUGCUCCUAUUGGAGCUCACUGCCUCCGGAUCGGUCCCAGCACAAAAUCAGAUCAGAAUCUUUUAUGCUCCUGUUAUGGUCAUCCUCCUGCGGAUGGCAAGCUGCAGCCCUGCCCAUCACCUUCCAAGCAAGUCAUUGAUGAUGCUCUGGUAACAAAAGUUAGAGAGAAUGAAUAUCCAAAGGAAAUCAUCCUGCUUGAUCAAAAGGAUGCAGAAUGGAGUUUUUAUCCAAGACAUGGGCAUCUUCAUACCUAUCAUAAGGGGAAAAAGUGUUAUUUCAAUGGUGUCUUUCGUGCUUAUCAGAGAUGUUCAACAGAGAUAACACUGGACAAAUGCUUUGGGAGAAAAAAAUACGACAUUGAUCUCAGGAAUGGACUCCCAGAACUGAUUCCAGGGGACAAGACAUAUUUACAUCCUGAGCAAUGUCCAGACUUUUAUAAACAUGGAGCCACUGUACCACCCGUGAAUUUUUCAAGAGUCCCAUAUGUAAAGGAAGUAGAUACAUUUAUUCCUCUGGAACCUCUGUCAAAACAAUAUCACUUGCCUUUUUCUGAAAAGGACAAGAAAAAGCAACAAAUGAAUGAAAUAAUGGAAGUGAAAGAACUUGAUGAUUGGAAGCCAGCAGUUCCUCUAAUGGUUUGGUUGUUCCCUGCUGUGCCACUGACAAAACCUUUAAAAGUGGUAACAAUUUGAGAAGCAUUGGACCCCGUAAGGAUAAAGCUUGUUGGGUGGUUAUGUAAAUAAAAUGGCAGACUAUACUCUUGUUGCUUGCUUGUUAUGGCCAGGUUGUCUUUUUUU
Messenger RNA from Vombatus ursinus (common wombat), 1107 nucleotides. RefSeq names its product spermatogenesis associated serine rich 1 (gene SPATS1). The record is from RefSeq and is a predicted model, not a curated record. Lineage: Eukaryota; Metazoa; Chordata; Mammalia; Diprotodontia; Vombatidae. The coding region runs from base 130 to 1002 and encodes 290 amino acids. The transcript has 7 exons.